This is a messenger RNA of Polyodon spathula (Mississippi paddlefish), 5399 nucleotides long. RefSeq names its product mahogunin, ring finger 1a (gene mgrn1a). The transcript is spliced from 16 exons. Gene Ontology annotation, biological process: protein ubiquitination; negative regulation of G protein-coupled receptor signaling pathway; endosome to lysosome transport. Gene Ontology annotation, molecular function: ubiquitin protein ligase activity. Lineage: Eukaryota; Metazoa; Chordata; Actinopteri; Acipenseriformes; Polyodontidae. Gene Ontology annotation, cellular component: nucleus; plasma membrane; early endosome. The coding region runs from base 405 to 2045 and encodes 546 amino acids. The record is from RefSeq and is a predicted model, not a curated record.
AAAUGUGAGCAAACGGCGUAAGUCGCGCGACACCUUGUUGCUGGGACUGAACUAAAAUAAACACUGUCUUUUUUUUGCUCGUUUUUUGUCGCCUGUAUUUUGUUUUGUUUUUUAAUCAUAUUUCGGUGGAUCUGGGGCUUGGUUUCCCGAAUUGUAAAUGUUAAGCGGGAUUCAUAUCACUACGGGAUAAUCUUUAUGAAAACACCAAAACCGUGCGAAAUCUUUUAUGAUGUGUGAUUGAAUUUUUUUGGGGGAUCGAGCUGUGGAACGUCGUCAUUAUUUUAUUUGUCUGUGUGUGUGUGUGUGUUUUUUUAAAAAAAAACGUAACUAAGUCCAUACCGGUUUGUUGUUCCAGUUUUUGUUUUUAACGUGUUCCCUGCGUAGUUUUGUAUUUUGUUUGAAAAAUGGGUUCAAUGUUAAGCCGAAGAAUUGCUGGAGUUGAAGAUAUUGACAUCCAAGCAAAUUCUGCAUACAGGUAUCCUCCGAAAUCGGGAAACUAUUUUGCAAGUCAUUUCUUCAUGGGAGGGGAAAAGUUUGAUACUCCACACCCAGAGGGAUACCUGUUUGGAGAGAACACGGACCUGAAUUUCCUUGGGAACAGACCUGUGCAGUUUCCAUAUGUUACCCCAGCUCCCCAUGAACCAGUAAAGACAUUGAGGAGUUUAGUUAACAUUAGGAAAGACUCCCUUCGCCUGGUCAGGUACAAAGAUGAUUCAGACGGCCCCGAAGAAGAGAAUGGGAAGCCAAGAGUCCUGUACAGUGUGGAGUUCACCUUUGAUGCUGAUGCUCCCGUGGCAAUCAGCAUUUACUGCCAGGCCUCUGAGGAAUUCUCCAAUGGGAUGGCAGUAUACAACCCACGGAACCCUGCCCUGGUCUCUGAAACAGUAUAUUACAAAAGAGGGGUGAGCCAGCAGUUUUCACUGCCUUCUUUCAAAAUGGAUUUCUCCAAGUGGAAAGAGGAAGAGCUGAACUUUGACCUGGAAAAAGGCAUUUUCCCAGUGGUGAUCCGAGCUGUGGUUGAUGAAGGUGAUGAGAUCACAGGACAUGCACAUGUUCUUUUGGCAGCCUUUGAAAAACACGUUGACGGCAGUUUUUCAGUGAAGCCUUUAAAACAGAAACAAAUUGUGGAUCGUGUGAGCUACCUGCUUCAGGAAAUCUAUGGAAUAGAAAACAAGAACAACCAGGAGACAAAGCCCUCAGAUGAUGAGAACAGUGACAACAGCAAUGAGUGUGUGGUGUGCCUGUCAGACCUGCGCGACACCCUGAUCCUGCCCUGUCGACACCUGUGUCUGUGUAACUCCUGUGCUGACACCCUGCGUUACCAGGCCAACAACUGUCCCAUCUGCAGAUUGCCUUUCCGUGCAUUGCUUCAGAUCCGGGCUGUCCGCAAGAAGCCUGGGGCUCUGUCUCCUGUAUCCUUCAGCCCUGUCCUAGCACAAACAGUGGACCAUGACGAGCAUUCGAGCUUAGACAAUAUCCCACCAGGCUUUGAACCUAUCUCUCUGCUCGAAGCCCUGAAUGGCCAGCGAUCAGUAUCUGCAGAAAUCCCCUCUGCCCCCUUGUAUGAAGAGAUCAACUUCUCUGGGGGUCUGGGGGAGUCUCUCCCCCUCUCCAGCAUGCCUCUGGGCACCGGCGACCGAGCCAUGGACAAGGGCAAGGUCAGCAAGUCACCGGACAGCACACUGCGCUCCCCCUCCUCCCCAAUCCAGGAAGACGAUGAAGAGAAGCUGUCUGCAGUUUCUGAUGCCCAGCCUCACCCUCUGAUACCGAGCAAUCCCACUUCACCAGAGACCACACCAGCAGAAGAUUCUGUCACACCGAACAGAGUUCAGAGAUCCCGGUCCAUGGUAGAUAUUCUCCAAGACAGCAGCAGUGAGCACAGUAGCCUGACUAAGACCGACAGUGACCCGCCAGUGGAGAUCUCCCUGCCAGGAUCCUCCGAGUCGACCGAGAGCCUGAAAAGUCAGAGCACAAACAGUUCAAGCCAGCCUCUCCUCUCCCACCUGAGCAGCCUCCAUACCGAGGACGAGCAGCAUGCUUCAUAAACACGGCACAAACUUUCCUUUCCAAGCCACCUCCAGCAAGACACUGUGUUUUAUGACGACGACGCAGAACACUAAUCAGAAUGAGUACAAAUAUGCGCAACAGCCUUUCAAAGGGUAUUUUUAGUUACUACAUUGUUGAUGCAACAAUGCUGUCUUCAUUUUACAUCAAAUUUGUUUUCAAGAUAAUUGAGUUAUUUAAAAAAAAAUGGAAAUGUAACCUUUUUUCUUUCUUUGCUGUGCCAUUUUCGCACAAAAACUUGUGCUUUUUUAGCUAGAGGGCAAUCAUAGUUUAUUGCUUGAAACAGGUGUAAAUAGUGUAAGCAGUAAUGUAGGUGGUACUUAUAAUUGACAAAGAUCUCAGAAAAAAAAAAAAAUAUAUAUAUAUAUAUCUCCCAAAUUAAUUCAUAAACAUUUUGAUUGAUUGAAAUUAGAUUUUUUUUGCCACAGUUGAAAUGCAAAAAGCCUUUAUACUUGUAAUGCCCAGAAGAUUAUAUUAAUUUGUGAUUUGCAUUUUAGAUUUUAGAUGGCAAAAUCACCACAUAUGUGUUUGACUGACUGAUUUAAUUAACUAAAUGCACAAUCUUAUGAUUAUUGCUUUAGUGUUAUAAUUCUGAUACUUCUGAAAGCAACCCUACUUGAUUACUUUUAUUUUACUAUGUCUGAUUUAUACAAAUGAACACUGAAUUUAAAAAAAAAUUACUGUUUUAAACUACAGUGUUAGAUUAACCAUUUUCUCAACUGACAGACAUUUUGUUUAUCCACUUCACAAAUAAUGUUUUCAAAGGUAUACCUUUAGUGAAAUGUACAGGUUGCUGGAAGUGCAUCAGCAGAAACGCUAGCUUUUUCCAGACUCUAUAAAUUAUGUACUGUAUUAUAAAUAAUAGCUAUCUGAGACUAGUCAUCACCCCCCUCCUGCCACCUCACUAGGGUCCUUACCGCUGCUUGAAAUGGGGCGGUACUCACCGGUACGGACUACCGCUACUUCUCAAUUUAAAACAUUGGAGUAGCACUUUGGCGCUUAUCGCUGACUAUCUGCCCGUUGUCAUUUCCAAGCUGUCAGCUGCAAUUAUGUGACUUUCUAGUUCUUACUUUGUUGUCCCAGCAGCAGCUGCAAGGUUUACUUCACAGCAGAGCAUAGACUACAACUCCCAGAGUGCAUUACAAAACAACAGCAACUCCCAGAGUGUAUUGCAAAAUUUAGCGGGGGAAUUUAUUUUGAAUGGUCCAGGUCAAGUUGCGAUUAGACACAGUACUGAUUAGAUGAGCUGCACAGGGAAAGAAAGACAGAUAGAGGUGGGCCACUUUUUUCUCAUUUCAAGCACUGAUCCUUACUGAACAGUGAUGUUGGCGCCUAGCAGGCAUAGCUUGUAUAACUGGCAUCUUGCAUGUGUGUGCCGCCUUUGUUAUAACAUGCCAGUCAUUUUGUGUUAUAAAUGAGAUGGGCAACACUCAAUGCACAUUUCACAGCACGUUGUGUAGCUUUUGAACUGUACUUGGCCUUAGUUUUAUCAAAAGGUUGAGUUUAUUAAUUAUAAUUUUACUUUACGGACACCAAUUUAAGCAUUUCCAUAAAGGACACUUUAAACAUACCGCAUUUGAUAAGGUCAGAUCUAUUUAAUAAAUAAUAAAUACACUAUUCUGCCAAUCUGUAUUUGGUAUAUUUUUAUGUUUGGGUGUCCUCUGUGUGUGUGUUUUUUAAUUUUUUAAUUUUAUUUUUGUGUUCAGAUAAACUAAGAUUUCUUUUCGUAGAAGUGGUUACCGCACCUUCACUUACGUAUAUCUAAGGGAAAUGUAAUAUUAUAUUAUUGAUGUGGCUUUACUUUGUGGCACUUCUGAAUUUAUGCUAGAAAUAACAAUGUUGAUUCCUCCCACGUAAAUCAUUAUUUUGAUGGCCCAAGUAACGUAUCCUCAAGAUUGUGUAGCCAUUUUUGUAUGCCGCAUUCCUGCACAAUUUCAAGCAUUGGAUGAUAAAGUAAAUGUGCACUUUUUGGAAUCCUGGACGAUACACUUGCUGGUAAAAAGCAGAACUGCUAGGGGACCAUGUAGCUGAUGCUUGUCUCCAUCCAAUCAGAUGGUAGAUUUAGAAACCCUCCAGAGUUCCAACCCACAGAUUAAUGCUUGCCUCUUAAAGUAUCCUGACUUUUUAAUUCUCCCUGUGUAUUUUUGCAGUCAAAUUUACUAAAAUAACAUUUUAGGAAAUUAAAACUAUAGAAAAACACAUGCUGUGAAAGCAGUGUAUCAAAACCAAUGUUUAUUUUUUUGUACAGUGUUUGAGUUGUCUGAACAGGUGUGAGUUACCUUUUAAAAAUUGGAUUUGUGAUUGUGUCAGAACUGUUAACCUGCUUACUGUUACGCAACUUAUUUCCCAGGACAGCAGGAGUGUCUCUUAGUUAACAAAUUUGUUUUACUCAGCCACAAACAAUCAGAGCGAGCUGCACUUGUAAUUCCCUUGUAAAGUGCACUAUUCGAGAAACCAUGCUCCAAUGUGCUCUGCCUGGAACUGCCACUACAUCAAAAGAAGUAGCAGCAAGCUUUGAUGAGUCUGUAACAUGAGAGGCAGGUGAUAGACAAGAUUGCAGAGUCGUCGUCCCACCCCCCCCCCCCUUUUUCCAUUUUGAAUAAGCACAUAUCUGGAAAAUGCUGUUCACCGCUUUACAGCGCUACAGUACCAAUUAAACACAACAGUUCUGUCUUUAAGUAACUUUAUUUAAAAUAUGUAUAAGGAAACCAGGUUUCUGAUAGAAAGCCUAUCGCACAUCCAGUGCCAGACGCACAUUUAUAUUCAUAUCUCUGAACUGAAAUUAUCAGCUGUCCAGAAUUUAGCUUCCAAAUCUGAUUUUUACUUGCACAUGGAUUUUUGUUUUCAGAACCAUGUCCCAUAUUAUGAAUAAUUAUCAUGUGAAAAUACCAGACAUUUACCAACGUAGGGGUAAAUGUGCAUGUUAUUAUAAUUCAACAUAGUGAUGCUGUGCCUUGUUCUCAAUAUAACAAUCCACCUAUAAAUAUUGUAGCAUUGUAUUCAGUGAUUGUGCUUCAGCUACAUUUGUAUGUCUGGACAGUGAAGCAGUUCUAUUUUAUAAAUAUGAUGUACAUAUUUGUAGUGACUUUGAGAAGACAGGCUUUUGACAAAGAGGGCAGAAAACCUUAAAUGAAUUAAAUAUUUAAAUGUGAGCUUUAAUUGGCUGAUUGGGUUAUGUAUUCUUUGUAAAACCUUUAUCUGGUUAUUUCCUUAUUAUUGCUGAUAUCAAUUAAUUCAUGUAUGAUUGUUCAUCACUAAAGGUUGUUUUUCCUUAUUACUAUGGCUUGUUUUUUUAAGUUUCUACAAGUAUGGUAAUAAAUGAAUAUAAAGCAGUA